Messenger RNA from Pochonia chlamydosporia 170, 1197 nucleotides. RefSeq names its product 3-carboxymuconate cyclase. NCBI's taxonomy places the organism in Eukaryota, Fungi, Ascomycota, Sordariomycetes, Hypocreales, Clavicipitaceae. The transcript is spliced from 3 exons. Gene Ontology annotation, molecular function: 6-phosphogluconolactonase activity; protein binding. The record is from RefSeq and is a predicted model, not a curated record. Bases 1 to 1197 code for a protein of 398 amino acids.
AUGCGCAACACCGCCGUCGCCUCGUCGCUGCUCGUCACGGCAGCUCACGCCGCCAAUAUGCUGUACGUGUCUUCGUACAGCGGCAAAGUCACGACGCUGGACGUGUCGAACGCUUGCGGCCCGGGGUGUACCGCCUCGGGCAGCGUUCCUGUGCUCAAGACGAUUUCGUGGACGGACGGAUGUAAGGGCAGUCCGUCGUGGCUGACUCUCGAUUCUGCCGAGUCGACGCUGUUUUGUAUCGAUGAGGGCUUGACCUCUAGCAAGGGCUCGAUCUCGUCCUUCAAGACGAAUCCUGAUGGGUCGUUGAGCAUGCUUAAAAAGGUGAGUUCGCUGAGUGGUCCUGUUAGUGGUGCUUUGUAUGGUGGUGGGAGAGGUUUGGCCGUGGCUCACUAUGAUGCCGGCGCCUUUACGGCCUGGGACGUCUUCAACCCCUCGAAAUUGAAGCUCGUUCAAACGGAGAAAUAUCGCAUGAACGGUCCUGGCCCCGAUCCAGACAGACAGGACGCUCCUCACCCUCACCAAACUGUUCUCGAUCCCACGGGCAAGUUCAUCGUUGUGCCUGACCUAGGCGCCGAUAAGGUGUACGUCUACGCCGUCGGCAGCAAUGAUCUCAAAGUGAAGGCCUUGACUCCCAUUUCCGUCAAGCCUGGCAGCGGUCCUCGCCACCUCGCCUUUGCUGUUCGCGACGGCAAGACCUUCAUGUACUUGGUUACAGAGCUGGCGAGCACCAUCAUCGGCUACGAGGUUACCUACCCUGCUGGCUCCAUCAAGUUCAAGGAACUGUUCAACAUUGGUUCCCACGGUGCGGGAAAACCUGUUUCCAAAACGGCAUACGCAUCUGAAGUGGUUGUCUCUCCUGAUGCCAAGUACCUUAUUGUUUCGUCUCGCGGCGACAACACCUUCACCAUCCCCAACUUUGACCCCAAGAAUAGCACCAAGAUUAUCUCUGACCCGCUCAUCAACUUCUCCAUUGACGCCAAGUCUGGAAGCCUCACGCCUAUUCAGGAGGCCCCGUGUGGUGGGCGCUAUCCUCGCCAGUUUUCUAUGAACAAGGCUGGUACUUUGGUGGCGGUUGGAGAGCAGAAAGACGCCAGGGUUGUUCUCAUCAAGAGGGAUCCUGCGAGUGGCAAAUUGGGUGAUUUUGCGGGUUAUGCAAAUGUUGCGGGGGAAAUUACUUCAGUCAUUUUCAACGAGUAG